Molecule: messenger RNA, 996 nt
Organism: Kuraishia capsulata CBS 1993
Lineage: Eukaryota; Fungi; Ascomycota; Pichiomycetes; Pichiales; Pichiaceae
Exons: 1
Coding region: 1-996 (331 amino acids)
Source: RefSeq, a predicted model, not a curated record
AUGCCAGAACACAUACCAGCUUGGAAAAGACUUGGUCUCAAGGUAGAGAACUCCGUGACCGAGGACCCUUUGGCGAUAGCUGCUCACAUAGAGACUGCAGAUGUGACGCAGAAGAAGACAAAGGAGCUUAAGCGAAAGAGGCAGGCAAUGAAGUCUGCAUCUAUAGAUAUAAGUGAGAAAAAGCCUCCAAAGAGAGUGAAACUUCCCAAGAGCGAAAGAGCUCCUCCACCAGAGAAAGAUCAACUGGUGUAUUUAAAACAAUACAGCCAGGAUAAGAAGAACUGGAAGUUCUCUAAGCAAAAGCAAAAUUGGAUUUUAAAAAAUAUCAGACAUAUACCAGACAGUUACAUAGUUUACCUGGAGGAGUAUGUGAGUGGAAUGGUUGGUGGAUCGCGCGACCGUUUGAUCGAAUCUUUAACACAGGUUGUGAAGAACUGGAAUGAAGCUGCUGAAAAGGUGGCACUUGCACUCGAAAACCCAGACGAAAAGAACGAGACUGAGAAAGAUACGAAGGAGAAUGCACAAGAUAAAGAAAAUGAUUCGGCGGAACCUGUUGACUUUGAUUACGCUAAGAGGGCGAAAGAGCUCAUCGAGAAGAUGACUGGCGAGAAGGUGGUACUAAGCGGAGUCGAAGAAGAAGAAGAAAAGGAAGAAGAAGAAGCGGAAGAAGACAAGAAAAAAGAGCAUCAAGAUAAUGAGGGUAAAUUUACACCUUCAGAAGACUUAAAAGACGAGAUUGCGGUAGACAGAAGCAACUUGAUCAUUGACAAUGUGGAGGUUAGCGAGUACAUCGACGAGGAUGACUUCAAGGAUCCCCCAGGAGCAAGUAAGAAUGCGAACCAAGAGGAUACGAAUGCAGUUGUGACAGAGAGUAUAGGAUUGUCAGAAACAGAUACAGACAGCAAAAAGAAGGUAAAGAAGGACAAAAAGAAGAACAAAAAGAAGGAAAAGAAGGAUAAAAAGUCGAACAAAGAGAAGAAAGAUCCUGAAGCAUAA